UCAAACCGCAAAGUUAUGUUAAAAAUCUCGCGACUAUUCCGUUCUUGAUUCCGUAUCACCGAGGUCGAACGGAAAUCACGUUGCCGCUCCGACUAGAGCGGAACGGCAACGUCGCAAAAACGCCUAGCAGCGAGGAAAAGACAUUCAGUACGGUCGGUGGCCGCGCAGUGCGCAACAUGGCAAAUUUCGACACGAUAAAGUUAAUAGAAGAAGUUAAACGAAGAAAUGUGUUGUGGUUAAGCAAGAAUCGUAGUUCUCACGGAGAAGCCGACGCUAGGAUCAAGGCUUGGGAAGAGAUAGCGGCGAUAUUGUACCACGAUUGGAAUAUUUGCUCGGAAGUACAGCGGGUGCAGAGACUGGAACUUCUCAAGAAGAAAUGGCGUAACGUGAGAGAUUAUUACCAAAAAGAAAAGAAGAGACUGGAUUAUAAAUCUAAAACACCAGGAAAAGUGAGAGAAAAGAGAAUAUAUAACUACUUCGAUCAAAUGACGUUCUUAGAUGAUGUCCUAGAGAGAAGACAUGACAGUCACAACACAGAAGAAUUAUUAGAUGAGACAUUUGAGGAUUCUAAUAAUUCCACAGAAGAUAGUCUUCCGAUAAGGCCUGUAAAGCAAGAAGAAAAAGAUCCAAUACCGACCAAUGAAAUGCCGUCAUUUGUAACGGAAAUUCUGACAUCUCCGAACUGUCAAGAAGAUUCAAAACUGACAGCGAACAGGAACUUUUUGCUCUCGUUACUACCGGACAUGACGUCAUUGGAUGAGAGGGAUAACAUGAGGUUUCGUAUGGGAGUAUUGCGUUUGAUGAGUGACAUAAAAUUCGGUUCGGAUUGACUGCCUAUUAUCCGGUUCACAAAAUCGUAUCUCUCUUUAGUGGGGAUCUGCAAUAGCCGGCUAAUUAGAAAUUGUAACCGGCGGGGAAGUACAUUUGCCUAAUUCUAAUGAACCUGGUACCUGCGAGCGCUCUGCGGUAAAUGCUGGAUUCGUCCUGAUUUUACUUCGAUCUUUUGUGUUUUGGAACUUUUAGAAUAGAUACGGUACAUAUAUAAGAACUGUUAUUUGUAUUUCUAUUGGUAAUUAUUACUUUAGUUAACGUAUGUGAUUAAUUUUUG
Spodoptera frugiperda (fall armyworm) is the source of this 1108-nucleotide messenger RNA. RefSeq lists its product as uncharacterized. Bases 177 to 830 code for a protein of 217 amino acids. Gene Ontology annotation, cellular component: transcription regulator complex; nucleus. The transcript is spliced from 2 exons. Gene Ontology annotation, biological process: regulation of transcription by RNA polymerase II. Lineage: Eukaryota; Metazoa; Arthropoda; Insecta; Lepidoptera; Noctuidae. Gene Ontology annotation, molecular function: DNA binding. The record is from RefSeq and is a predicted model, not a curated record.